Molecule: messenger RNA, 459 nt
Organism: Ipomoea nil (Japanese morning glory)
Lineage: Eukaryota; Viridiplantae; Streptophyta; Magnoliopsida; Solanales; Convolvulaceae
Exons: 1
Coding region: 1-459 (152 amino acids)
Biological process (GO): telomere maintenance; DNA repair
Molecular function (GO): DNA helicase activity
Source: RefSeq, a predicted model, not a curated record
AUGGCGCACAAACACUGUUUUGAGGCUUUGGACAAAACCAUGAGGACUCUAUUGAGGUUCACCAUACUGGGUAGUGCUGAAAAGACUUUUGGUGGAAAGACAAUAGUUUUGGGCUGCAAUUUUAGACAUAUCCUACUUGUUAUUCCGAAAGAAACAAGACCAGUAGUUGUCGGAGCAACUUAUAAUUCUUCAUACAUGUGGACAAAUUGCAAGGUAUUAAGGCUCACAAAGAACUUGAGACUAUGGACCUUAGCUUCAGAGGAAGAUACACAGACGGUUGAUUGGUUUUCAAAAUGGAUUGCAGACAUCGGAAAUGAGAUUGCAGGGGUUGUAAACGGCGGUUCAUUUGAGAACGAUAUUCUGGCACGUUUUUUGUUGAAGUGUGGACACGAUCGCAUAGCAACUAUAGUGGAAAGCACAUUCCCAAGCUCGAGAUAUAACAUGCUUGAUGAAUCAUAA